Messenger RNA from Linum trigynum, 3889 nucleotides. The record is from the annotation of a GenBank genome assembly. Lineage: Eukaryota; Viridiplantae; Streptophyta; Magnoliopsida; Malpighiales; Linaceae.
UUCUCUUUCCCUUUUUCCAUCAAUCGCCACCCCUUAUCCAACCCACCUCCUCUCUUUCCACACCAACCCUAAACCUCCUCCCUCUGUUUCCAUAUGACGCCAACACUAAUCCUCCACAGCCCACACCAACACGGCAACACCAAUCCCUCUCUCUCUCCCAUAUCCAUACACUUGCUCCGUCCCUCUCCUCCUUGUCGUUCGCCGCAUGUGCCUGGCUGGUGGCGCCCUCUACCGUCUAGCUUCCACCGCAGCAUCACCAGAGUCGGCUGCCUCAAUGGGAGCGUGCCCGUCGAUGAAUGAAAGGACCAGGCGAGAAGCCACGCUAGAGGCAAGAUGUCAAAAUUAGUUUGGGGCUUAGGGUUUUCGUUCCAGACCCAGUGCUCUCCUUCUCUAAGAGAAAUCCCAGCCAAGAGAACGACGUUGCACAAGAAAAGGCGCCUCGUAAUGUGUACCCUGCUGACCGGCUCUAACGGGUCAACCGCUCGGGUUUCACUGGGUUUAACAGUAGAUAUCGUAAGAUCGUCAAGACUCAAACCGGCGAUCAUGAAUAUGAAAAUGGAUCAAUGUUUAGACUUUAGUAAUUACUUGCUCUUUCCUAUAAACUCGCUCUUUCCUCUUGGGUGUUGUAGAUCCCUAACCAAUACUUUGUAAUUACUUGCUUAGAUUGAAUGAUUUUGUGUGAGUUUGCAUAAGUUUGAGUAUUAGAGGUGUUUUCAUGGUGAUUGUGCUUAGUUGUGCUUUCCAAAUCUUGUGUGCUUGCCUAACCUAGAUUAGGAGAAAACCACUCCUUUUUAGGUAGGCUUGACAAGCUUGGUUUUCCUAGUCAUUUUGUGCCUACUAUCUAGGUUAGAGAUGAGCAUCCCCCUUGACUCAAGUUUGCAUCUAGGUUGUUUGUGAUUAAGUCGCUCAAACUCCGGUUUGAUGGAGGGACCUAGACAACCACUAGUGACUGAGUGAGAGGAUCGAUACCGUGAAAAAUCGAUCUCUAGUGAAUCCAUCCUGUGACAAAUGGAUCACUACUUCCUCCUCCUAGCAGUUCCCCUAAACUUGGUGAGUGGAUCGAUCCCGUGACAAAUCGAUCGCUAGGGAUUCUAUCCCGUGACAAAUCGAUCACUAGUUGCUCACCCCCGCAGUUCACAAACACCUACGCCACACGACUCCAUUCAAUCCAACGAGUCGUGGUAGCUAGCUAGGGGGAAGCAACUCUCAAGUGAAGCUCCCUUAGUUAGAGUUUUCCUUUAUUUACUUUUCUUUGCUUGUUUAGUUUGUAGUUCCAUUAGUUAUAAACUCAAAACUGUUUUGCUAGAUAACAACUUAAGUGAUUAAAGUAGGGGUACAUUGGUCGGGCCGAGUCGAUAUUUAAAUACUUUCUCUAUACUGCACCCGUCUAGAGUUUAAAAACUUGGACUCUAGUCGGGAUUAAUUUGUAGUGUAGUUUCGUGCGAGUCAAGUUGUUAUGUUUGUUUUAUGUUUAUUGUUCUCCAAAAGCAAGCUGGUACGAUUUGUCUUGUAGUACCAAGCUUGAGUAUUUAAACCCAACUAUGAAUGAGAAACACCCAAGACUUCUAGGGUUUCAUUUUCCCCAACUCAUCUUUGUUGUUAUGGUAUCAGAGCCUCUAGAUCCUAGAGAACCCUAAAACCUUCUACCCUAAAAAAUAAGGACUAUGUCCAGAUCUGAAAUUUUCUAUUCAUAAAUCCCAAAAAAAAAUAGAGUAAGUUGUUCUUCGUUAAGCUCAAUCUCUAUUUUGUUCUUCCUGGAUCCGAAUCAUUUCCCUUAUUGCAUCUCUUUUCCCAUUUUUCUACCCUAAAUCUAAACCACCAACCGUACGUCCAUCACUCCAUCUCAAUCUCUCUUCCACUCCUCCCCUGUUAAUUUCCCCACCCAGAAAACCAAAAUCCCCCCAAACUUCACAAGUCAUCCUUCACUUCGUCUCCACAUCUCGCCCAGAACACAUACACCAGAAAAAUCCCCAAAUCCGGCAAAGACAUCUUUCUCAGUCAUCUGAAACCCGCGAACGAGCUUCACGGUCUGGAUCCUCGCGGCGGAGCUGGAGAACGAAAACGAAAUCCAGAAGUUUCGCAAGCAAAUCAGGCUACCGAUAACGACUACGCUGACGCCAAGAUCCUACUUCCCCAGCAUCCUAGCUUUCGACGCUCGUCCUCAGCCAUGUCAAAUCUUCUCUCCACAACAAUUUGAUCUAAUACGAGCUACAACCGGCGAAUCCAGACCGCUGACGAUCGGGAUCUCCGAACCCAAGACUAGGAAACGAUAGACGUGAGGAAGUGCCAAAGUGAAGCAGAUCUGAAAUCAACCAUUCCCGUAUCCCCAGCCGUCGUGUAGAAGCGGAAGAAAAAGGCGACGAAUCAGCUGGAGUCAAAGUGUCGCCUCAUUCAACUCUGGGGACCUCUACAGCCGACAGAUCUGAAAUCGUCACGAACAACCACUCUGCUCUUCCCCAAAUCAGCUCGCUGGAGGUGUUCGCCGUUAUCGACCGCCUUUCACUCAACAGUUAUUGUUGUUGACAUGGCCAAGAAAGGGCCAUUGGAGAACCCAUUCAAGCAAGCGAAGUCGGACAAAGAAGAAGUCUUAGAGGAAGCCCCCGCUGCGAAAGAACCGAAAGCAAAGGAAUACGCCACAGUUGCUUUGGAUUCGAACGAACCUGGCACAACCACCAUAUCGGCUUACCCUUCUCGUCGCGGUAGCCGCAAUUUGAAGCGGAACAACAGCAAGGAAGCAGCAGCUCGGAAAAUAAGCUUCGUUCCUGGGGAAGAUAUCGAGAAUGUCAGAGAAGAAGUAAGCAGAACAGGAAAAAAAAGAAGCUGCUAGUUCCAGCAGCAGCAAUAAAAAAAGAUCUGUUUCAGCAAGAGGAAGAGAAGGCAGCAGCCAAAAUAUGUUGCAGCAGAGGGAAGAAGCUUACUCCAUUAUUGAGUUUGAAGUCAAAAAAAUUGAAUGCUUUCUAGCUAAAGAAGCAGCAGCAUAUUUUCAUCAAAUUGGAGAAGCAGAGGGUAGUAUUCAAACAGUACACUCCCCUGCAAAAUUGAAAGUUUGUUUAUUUUGUGUAUGGAAUGCGAGCAAGCAACAAGAAGCAGCAGCAUAUCCUACCACUUUGAUGUCCCAAUUGAAGCUGGAGAUGAGAAGGAUAGCCACUAGCAAUAUUGCAGCGGCAUCCUUAAUUGAAGAGAAUACCGAAAAGCUAGCUAACCAAAGAUGCAAUGGCUUGCCAACUAAGAAAAAGGGAUGCCAACUAGCCAAAGAUGCUGUGGUAUCACCGAUUGAAGAAGAAGAAGAUUUCAGCUAGCUAGCCACAGAUGCAACACCUUUUUCAGAAGAUGUGGGAAGUUAGCUAGCAAGAUGCAGCAGCUUCAUCAUUUGAAAAUUGAAGGGAAGUUAGCUAGCCAAAGUGCAACAUUCUCAAAUCAAGACUGUACUUUCUCUCCAAACUUGGUGUGCACAUUCUGUGCUCACCCGCUUGUGGGGGGGGGGGGGGGGGGGGGGGGGGGGGGGGGGGUAACAGGAGAUAUCAAAAGAUCGUCAAGACUCAAAUCAUCGACCAUGAAUGUCAAAGUGGAUCGGCCAGAUUUAGAGGAAAUCAUUAUCAUCAAGUUUAGUUUAAUGUCAAUGUGUGUUUAGAUUUUAGUUUGAGUUAAUGUUUUAUCUUUGUAGUCUCCAAAUGCUAGCUUGCACAUGUUGUCUUGUAGUGCAAAGCUCUUGCCUAUUUAAAGCAAAGUAUGAAUGAGAAACAUCCAAGGUUUCUAGGGGUUUCAUUUUCCACAAUUCAUAUUUGUUGUUAUCUUCUGAAAAGCUGCUUCACCAUUUGAAUUGAAGUUUGAAGGGAAGUUAGCUAGCCAACAGUGCGGCAACAUUCUCAAGUAAAAAAUGUAUUCUGUC